This is a messenger RNA of Colletotrichum tamarilloi, 1160 nucleotides long. RefSeq lists its product as uncharacterized. The record is from RefSeq and is a predicted model, not a curated record. The transcript has 3 exons. Lineage: Eukaryota; Fungi; Ascomycota; Sordariomycetes; Glomerellales; Glomerellaceae. The annotation marks the transcript as partial.
AUGAGUAUUCCACUAGUUAGUCGACGGAUAGUCAUGAACCUAGAAAUCACUGGAAACUUACAGAAACGGUUUGUGCAAGACGCCGUUUUGCUUCACAAGCUAGACCCAGUAAGGGGUAGUCCAACGGCAUACGGUCUGGAUCGACACCCUCGUGACGCGGGUGUUCCCCGAGAAGAGUUGCUAAAGCGAAAGUUUCUCGAUUCUUUCGCUCUACUAGCUUCAACCCACAAAGAUGGCGACACAGUAUCGGCGGCCGCCUUAGAGGUAGGAGCGCCUGAGGGCUCGGUCAUUCGCAUCGCUAGCAAUGCUGGGGUGUCCGCAUCGACACUGGUCCUUCUUCGGGAAGUGAUGGAAAUUCUUCAUGACGUAUCUGCUAUGGGUCUCACAAACGAGCGGAGACUGAGUGUCCUAUUGAAGAUGAUCAGUCUCGACAAGGCCAAAAUCUGGUAUUAUCUUGCGGACCUCCGGAAACAAAGAUCAGAAAUUUUGAGGCUUGAGCAGUUCUUGCCGAAGCUUUCAUCCACCUUUGAGGUCAACGAAGUCGAAAGGCCUCUCAGCCCUGCAGAGUCUGUGGACACAUCCGAUGCACCUUUUCCGCCUGAUCCAUCACCAGAGCCUCCAUUAGAGCCAUCUGAGGACGAUUACAGUGAUGACCAUGCAGGCGUCUCCCUUGAGAUAGACAAAGAGACACCUCCCACAGAAAGUGAGGGAAAACGCCCCGGGGAGACAAUCAUAUCACCUUCACGAGCUUCUCGCGGUGAAUACUCCACUCCAGAGUUCGUGUUCAAUAUCAGACGUACUGGCGACCCUCAGAGGCGAGAACUUGUGGUCUUGAAAGACAUUCUGGAUACGUCACAGAAGCCUUCCUGGCGAAAGCUGAUUGAGAUCUUGAGCAACGAUGAGCACUUCGGAGUGGGGUUUGUCGAAAGAGAGGAAUUUUUGAUGGUCAAUGAUAAGUCAACAUACCCACUUCCUGGCACCCCCCUGUUUCUGGCACCCACAAAAACGCGAAAAUCCACCACAACCCAAUGCCCACCCCCAACCUCCUUUUAUCACAACAUUUUCAAUUCGCGUCCAAAUGGGCUCAUCUUUUGCACAUGUCUUCUUCUAUAUAUAAUGCCUCAAUAUACCGAAGAUCAGCUUCGUCAGGCUCUCGAGGA